ACAGUCACAUAAACCCUAAAAUUGAUGUCGAGGAAACGUUUCAAUCCUCUCGAAGAUCCGCCGACGGCUUCUUCAAGCGAAGAAGAUGAUGAACUUGAUGCUCCCAUUGAAGAUGGUGAAGAAAUCGUUGGUAACUCUUCGUCUGACGAAGAAGACGAUGACGUUCCCUCUAAAAACUCAGCUCCUCCGAAGAAUACGGUUCUGCUUCUCGCCGCACCAGCUAGAAAGCUUUCCGAGGAUUCUGAAUCAGGAUCCGAGGAAGAAACCGAAUCAGACUCUGAACCCCAGAAGAAAGAUCAGUUCUUAACGAAGCCUGUGAUCGAAACCAAGAAUUUGGUAGUGAAGGAAAUCAAAAAGGUUAAAGCUUCUGAGAAAUCUGUGGGCAAGCGUUCUCAUGAGAUGGACGAAGGAGGUGUGUCAACGCAUGUGAAGAGAGUCAAGAAGGUUUCAGGGGAAGAUGAUAAGAAGAAUGCUGGAGGAUGUGAAGAGACUAAGAAGACGUACUUCCAACGUGUUUGGACUGAGGACGAUGAGAUUGCUGUUUUAAAAGGUCUUAUGGAUUACAAAAACGAUACCGGGGUAAGUCCUUAAGACGAUACUAAUGGGGUUUAUCAGUUGGUCAAGAAAUCUGUUAGCUUUGAUGUUAGUAAGAUUCAGUUCAUGGAAAAGCUUAGGAGUUUGAAGAAGAAGUAUGAGAACAAUGUUGGUAAAGCUAAGAACGGAGAGGAACCGAGUUUUGCUAAAGCUCAUGAUCGCAAGACUUUUGAAUUGUCUAAGUUGGCUUGGGGAGCUAAUGGGAUGGCUCUUGAUUCGGCUGUGAAAUCUAAUGGGAAGUCCAAGAAGAGCAGUAAGUCGAAGAAAGUUGCUUCUGUGAAGCAAGAGUUGGAUUCCUCUUUGCCUAAUGGUAAAAGUUUUGAAGAUGAGGUGGCUAAUAAAGAGGAAGUAUCUUUGCUUGGCGUUUUGGAAACGGAUGUGUUUGCAAAGUCGUCUUCUCUUGUGAAGUUACUAGCCCGGGUUGGUCUGGAUGAACUUGCUGCUCAUCAAGGAUUGAGUAGGCUUGCCUCAGAGGAUAAGAAGAGACUCGAGGAGCAGUGGAAAGCGUUGCAGGUUACGGAAUUUGAGUUCUUUUUGCAGAAGAGUGGUGUCAUUCAUGAAGUGAUGAAAAAGAUUACUGAAGCAUUUCGAUCAAACAUUUAGAGAUAUAUGGAUUUUUGUUUCUGUUCUGCCUCUUUUGCCUAGAACUCUGCCUUUUUUUCCUUUUUUUUUUUGUUUUUUUUUUGUAGUUUCUAUUGAUUCUUGAAAAGAGUUCAUUUUGAAAUAUUGCGGAUUUAUCAAUGUAAUGGAAGGAAAUUCUUAGCUAAGUGAAGCAAUAUAAGUUUAUUUACACAA
Capsella rubella is the source of this 1389-nucleotide messenger RNA. RefSeq names its product probable transcription factor At1g11510. Gene Ontology annotation, biological process: regulation of DNA-templated transcription. Gene Ontology annotation, cellular component: nucleus. The transcript has a single exon. NCBI's taxonomy places the organism in Eukaryota, Viridiplantae, Streptophyta, Magnoliopsida, Brassicales, Brassicaceae. The record is from RefSeq and is a predicted model, not a curated record.